Messenger RNA from Babesia bigemina, 5748 nucleotides. Its product is annotated as Ribosome-binding protein 1. The record is from RefSeq and is a predicted model, not a curated record. The transcript has a single exon. The coding region runs from base 1 to 5748 and encodes 1915 amino acids. Lineage: Eukaryota; Apicomplexa; Aconoidasida; Piroplasmida; Babesiidae.
AUGGCGGCUAAAGGUAAUAUCCCUGAGUUCCGCACUCUUAAGGAGUGUCUUCAGUUUCUGGAGUGGUUGAAAAAUGAUGGGGGAAUGCAAGGUCAGGUCGCCAGUCGACUGGUACGCCUCCUAAAAAGCCGAUAUAAAGAUGCGAAACAGAGUGACAUUGAAUCCGCACUGUCGCGAUUUGUCGGCCACGUGUCUAACUUUCACAAGAAGUUGUGCACAUUUCCACGUAGUUAUUAUAAUGGUCAUAACAGUGCUACGAGAGUUCUCAAAUCUCUUCUUGCUUGCAUCCCUAAAUUCCUUGCCGUUAUGUACUUUUUGCGGUAUCAAGUAGACGAUAAGUUCAGUGCAGUGGGAGGGGGUAAAUGGGCAAACUUGUAUCCUGGGUGGUUCCAAUGGUUUAAAGUUAGAGGCGGGGAGCUGGAUGCGUAUCUUCAUGAUACAUCAAACGAAAAUAAAUACGGUGUCAUUCCUGGCGGUUUCGAUACGUCAGAGGUGAAACGUGGUGGUGAAUAUGCCCAGGGGUUCCUUAUGUCAGAUGACCUUAAAAGUAUUUGUGAAAAACACGGUCGUGGCUUCAACGUUUUCCUCGAUGUUUUCGUCACUUCCGUGUUUGGCGAUCACGGCAGCGAUAUUCCCAACGUUGCUAACGCUCUUCGCCUGGUGGAAGAUUUUUGUAAAAUAUUCGAAGACACAGAAAACGAAAAUGCAUUUAGAAUGGAUUUGGAAUCUAGGGGUAAAUGUAUAGAUUGGCCAGAUUUAAAAGGACAUUGCGCUACGCUAAAAAAAUCCCUUGGCAAAAUUUACAAGGAAGGAGCCUUCUCAUUCACAGGCUAUGGGAGGGAAUAUACAUAUCUUAACAAAAACAACAUCGAUAGGAAGAUGGCUAAGUGGCUAAAAAAACAUUUACAUGAUGUGAGAUCGAAAUUGAGCAGAAUAGUUUCCCAGCCGGACGUCAAUAAGUUUGCCACUACAUCUCUUUUCCCCUACGGAUUCACAUUUUAUGACAACGAUUUCAAAAACAAGGGGAAUCCUUAUCCGUCUUUGAGAGGUGAUUGGGACGCUGCAAUCCGUGAGCUUAUGAGACAUAAUGAUGGUUUGGAGAAGUUGAAAACAAUUUUGGAUGGAAAUGAGUGUUUAAAUAGAAAAAAGGAUAAGAAGCCUGAGUCUAAGCUUAAGCCUGGGACUCAGUCUGAACCUGAACCUGAGCCUGAACCGGAGCCUGAGCUUGAGUCUUCAUCCGAGUCUGAGGAUGAUCUUGAUUCCGAAUCUGAAGAUGAGAAUUCUUCUGAACCUACAAACGAGAUUACUAGAAUUGAGGCCGCGAAGCCUGUGGUCACCAAAGCCGAGGAUGCUAAAGCUGAGACUCGGAUGCUUUCUGCAACGCAGGGCAAGAAAUCUGAGGGAGCGCAGAACCAGGGCAAGAAAGCGGAGGGAGCACAGAACCAGGGCAAGAAAGCGGAGGGAGCACAGAACCAGGGCAAGAAAGCGGAGGGAGGGCAAAAUCAAAAUGGUCAGAGUGAAGGAACAGCGCCAAGUAAGGAAGUCGGAAAAACAUCUGAAGCUCAUACUUCCACUGCUAAAGAAGAUUUAGGCCCGCCGGGGAGUAAAGGUGAUCAAGGUUCGCAAGGGUCUAGUGAUCCACUGUCUCAGGCGGAUUCUACCGCUACUAACAGGGCGCCUAGUAUGUCGGACUCAACUGCUGAUAGACACGGCGGUGGAGGUUUAGGAGGGGAUGGGACGGAGAAUCGACAAGGACCCCAGGCGGAGAAGACCACGUCUCCAGUUCCACAGUGUUCUAACGGUAAGAUAUCAUCGUCGUAUCUUGGUGGAGGUAAUAUAUGUUUCUCUAUGUCCGACAUUACAGAUGAAAACAUUUGGGAUGCCCAAAGGCAAGGAAUGCUGGAAAACGAAUAUAAGGCUCUACAAGAGCAACAAUUACAACGGCAAUCUCGUGCUCAUCGGUUGAAGCAUUUUCCUCAGCUCAGUCGACCCGAUCCAAGUCCUUACCCUCAGAGUACAGGUCUCCGUUAUGAUAAUGAGCGUCAGUCCAUUGACUUUCGAAGAAAUGUCGGACAGGGGGAAGACGGUAUUCAGAGUGAUAUAUACGCAGAUGGCGUAGCUAUGGACGAAACAUAUUUCGAUCCACAACUUACGCAUAACAAUGCCGACAAAAUUCGUCUUGACGGUAGUGAGAAAUUAGACCAUUCAGGUCUCAAACGUCAACUGGACGAGGAGCAAAGACGUCAAGAUGCGGAGGAUCAAUGGGGAAAAUACUAUAAACGUCGAGAUGAAGUGCGGGCGGAAAUGCAGAAGCAAGGUGAAGUUAUUAAAAGGUACGAAACGGAGGCAGAAAACAAAUAUAAGUCGGAGGCAAGAACGCAAGAAAUCAUUGAACGUAUCCGAAAACAGAAUGAUAAGAAAAUGGAGGCAGCCCAGAACCUCGACAAAAAGUACGAACAAACAACACAAGAAAUCUGGAAAACUCAACUGCAGAGAAACGUUGAACAUAUAAUAAACAGUAUAGACGAUCCAGACGCCCAAAACAGAUUACAACAAAAACGUUUGCGGCAGCAAAAGAUAUCAGAGCAUCAAACCAUUAGUGCAUAUCCCCCAACAUCUACUCCCUCCACCCUUCCAAGUCAGCCCAGCCGUCCUGAUCCCGGACUUACCCCUCAGCCUACCGGUGGCCGUAAUAGUAAUGGACGUGGUUACUAUGAAUUAGGAGAGUGGCGACCAAGACAUGAGGUUAGUAGUGCUACAAAUAUGUUGCCUUCCGAUUUCAUUGCAUUUGCCAUCCCGGACACGUCUUCUAAGCAGCUAGAAGAGGAAAAACAAAAAAGGGCGAAAUCCGAUAAACAACGUUUAAAAUUGAAAAGGCGAACGGAGGAAAUGAAAUUUUCAGAUAAACAACACGACGCAUGGCAAAAAGAGGUUGUCAAACUAGGAGAGGCCAACAAAAAAUGGAAACGGCAACAGAAAGAUGUCGAACGUUUAGAGCAGUUGUAUAAUUAUGGAAAACGGCAGCAGGAGAAAAGGAAGGCAAAAGAGACAAAAAUGGAAAACUUGUUAGGAUGGGCGGAAGAACAAAACAAAAUGAAUGAAGAAGCGGAACGUAAGAACCAGGAGGCCUAUGAGGAACGUCAACGUCAACUGCAGCAGUUACAGAGUGACUAUGCACCGCUGCUUAGCGGCACUCCAGUUGCAGAUUUGCGUGAUUUCAUCCCGGAUGGCGAAGCUGUGCCGGAUGAAUCCUAUAGAGAAAUGCAGAAAGAAGAAGAGCGCAGGGCAGUAGAACACAAAGCCUAUGAAAAUUCAUUUCAUUUACAACAUGCGCAGGGCCGUGAUCGGCUUAAUACAUUUUUACUUGAAAAUAAUGAAAGGAUCGAACCCAAUUUGGCGUCAAUUGAUGGUGUUCCGCAAGCAGUUGUAGAAUCGCAAACGAAUGACAUACGUAGGAUUAUUGAUAUGGAUUUUGCAGUUCACAUGUCGGAAGGUCUGGAUGGUGGAGAGAUUAAAGAUGAAUCUCAAAAUACAGGAGAACAGGAACAUCAGCGAAAUGUACAAUUAGCGGAGUACGACAAGACGGUCGAGUUACAACGGGAUAUGCAACAGCAGUGGGAGAAAUACUCUCAAGAUCAAAGUAUAAAAACCAAACGAUUACAGCAGGAGCACAUACAAGAGGUACAAAGGACUCUUGAUGCAAUAAAGCAUUUCAAAGAUGUAGAAUACCAAAAACAACGAGCGGCCGCCGAAUCCUUAAGUGGUCAACCGAUUAUUUCCAAGAGUAUUUCUAGUCUCCCUAAAAUGCCAAAUUAUGCGAAUAAACCCACAUUUUCGAUGGCCACUGGAGCACCCAUUCGCAAUCCAAAUCCACAUAGUAUUUCUAUUCCUACGGCUAUGUUUCUCGCUGAGCCACAACCAACAAGGGGAUUAUAUAUCGACGUCCCAGACCGCCCUCCACCCAAAUUCGAUGACCCCGAGUUCUUCAUCGAAGUCGCCAAACAUACAUUGCCAGACAACCACCUCGACUUCGAUUUGGAUUUUGACGAUGACUCAACCCAUAUUAGAAAUGACACACCGCCUGACCUCGUAGAUCCAUCAUUUCCUGCAAUCUCAUUCAAUAUACCUCCUCCAGGCCCAGAGCAGUAUCUACCUCCGAGCGAGAAUCCCAAAAUUAAUACAGUCGAAUUUAAAGACACCUGCGCUCCCGCCUGGAUAACCCAUAAAAUCACCCCUAGCUCCCCCUACAUCCCCGAGACGGAGCUGUUCCCAUCGCAGGCACCGCGCACAGUCCGGGACAUGCUUCAGUGGCUGGCGGGGCUUCAAAACAGAAAACAUCAUGACACUCUGGAGAAAUGUAUUGAGAAGGCAUUUACUGCCCCGCAUAGUGACGCUUCACAGCUUGCACUUUCCGUCAACCACGCCAACAUCAGGCCCACAGAUGUAUUCGACAUACUCCAACUUACUGCCAUGUUUGCCCGUUCAGUCCUCGCCGCCAUUGCACCCAACUGGAAAGCAAGUGUGUCAUUGAAAACCGUGAAGCCUAAGUCAUCCGAGGAGCCUGAUUGCUGCGCCCUCCUCUGCCAGCUGCGUGACUACGCCUACGCCUGCCACUACCAGUUGCAAUUCCUGAAGGCGCAGUGUUCACGAGGAAAAAUCCAUGGUGGGUGGCAAGAUUGUAAGUACGGCAGUGACAUCACUGCUUCCAAGUCCCCCCUCCAGGCGUUCCUGACCGACAACUGGGACUCCGACUUCGAGACUCACCCCUUCGACCCGUGCAACCCCUGCCUCAAGAGCCGCGUCAGGAUGGGAUUCAGGAAGGAUGAUUUACCUGAGGAAUCGGAAAAUGGCAUCACCCUUUCCUCCAUCCUCACUCCCAGCUGCGGCGGUGAGGACCCCUUGCUGACACUGUGCUCCUACCUCAACUGCAUCACCAGGCGGACGCCGCGCACCACCGGGGAGCUUGUGUCCUUCUUCCAUAAUUUCGGGAAUGAGCUGUACGGGUAUGCUUCAGAGUCCUUGUCUUCACUCGGCAAUUCACUUUCCACUCCACAUGACCACUGCCCUGACUGGGACCAUCUCAAGAACUCGGACCUCCAAGCUGUCAGUGGCAUCCGGGGCUCCGAGUCUCUCAAGUCCAACUCCAACCACGACAACGAGCAUCCCCGUACCCUGUCCACUCUGGUUGGCUGCGGUAGUGACUCUGCCACUUGUCAUCCACGUUGCUCGCCCAUCACCUACCGGGCCUACGCCCUGUACUCCCAGAGCUUCGCCCACACCUACCUCAGCUGGGCGGUGUACCUGCCGGACAGGCUGUGGGAGUCACUUCAAAAGCUGCACUAUGAUCUCAAGAAGCACGUUAGUAUCAAGUGUUCAUCCCUCCACCUGUGUUCCACUGCGCCGCCCCUCCUCUACACUCACGGGUUCACGCCACCGGAGGUGGGAUUACAGCCGCCAUUCACAUGUCAACAGAUCAUCUCUAAGCUGGAAGAAAUCGUCAACGGCAAGCCUAUCGCAUCACUCAUGACCGCCAUGGACGCUUUCCUCUACGGCAUCCGGGAGCCAUUCAUCUUCACUCUCGUGUCAUUGUGUUACGCACCGCUACGCUACUUCGUAUGCGUAUUCCUCGGGCUCAUCAAUACGCUUCACAUAUGUGGUUGCAAUCAUUUCACAAAUUCGUCGCCCACUCGCUGCCUGCUACGGCCUGCUGGCGACGCUGGAGUGUUCACGACGUUGCAGAUGCCAUGA